Molecule: messenger RNA, 685 nt
Organism: Oppiella nova
Lineage: Eukaryota; Metazoa; Arthropoda; Arachnida; Sarcoptiformes; Oppiidae
Source: the annotation of a GenBank genome assembly
CACAAUCUAACCGAAACCACUAAAUGCGGACGUGAUUGAUGUGUUUGCGCGCAAAGAGAGUGCCUCUCAUUGGUUGUUCACUCGUGUCGGUUGACUCUCGUGAACGAUUGGCGCAAAGCAUUCAUUCAUUGACACAACGAUUCAAACGAAAGCAACGACUCAUCCAUUCAUUGCAUUUGUGUUCAACUCAUUGUCAAUGUCUUCACACAGUCUUCAUCUGAAUCACUGAUCACUCGCAUCUCAUCCAACCAUCGCAGCAAUGGUGCCGCCACUGCGCGAGAGACCAGCGAAGACCCCGUUGAAGAAGACGGCGCCUCCCACUCGACCCAAACCCACCCCUCAGAACAGGUCCGCCAAAGAGCCCGUCCAAGUGUUCUGUCGGUUGAGACCUCUUAGCAAUUACGCGGAUGUGGUUGCCGUCCAUCGCGUGGCCACUAAUAACACAUUACUUCGUUUGUCUCCUCCCGACAAACGCAAUGAACUCUUCUAUAAAUUCAAACAAGUCUUCAGCGAAAACACGUCUCAGAAGGAGAUCUUUGCGGACAUAGCGUUGCCAUUGGUCUCCGAUUUAGUGAACGGCAAAAACGGCCUUCUGUUCACGUAUGGCAUCACCUCUUCGGGCAAGACGUAUACCAUUGCGGGAACGCCUUCAGAGCCGGGAAUACUUCCCCGUUCUCUGGACUUA